This is a messenger RNA of Mesocricetus auratus (golden hamster), 1161 nucleotides long. RefSeq names its product RWD domain containing 3 (gene Rwdd3). Bases 30 to 830 code for a protein of 266 amino acids. Lineage: Eukaryota; Metazoa; Chordata; Mammalia; Rodentia; Cricetidae. The transcript is spliced from 4 exons. The record is from RefSeq and is a predicted model, not a curated record. Gene Ontology annotation, molecular function: protein binding. Gene Ontology annotation, biological process: positive regulation of protein sumoylation; positive regulation of hypoxia-inducible factor-1alpha signaling pathway.
AAGCGGCUUCGGGUCCUGGCCGCGCGAAUAUGGCGGAGGCGGUGCGGCAGGAGCUCUCGGCGCUGGCCGCGAUUUUCUGCGGGCCUCACGAGUGGGAGAUGUUGAGCUGUUCAGAGACAGAUGGGGCCGUAUUUAGAAUCCACAUAACAGCUGAAGGACAGGUGGGCGAGGAAGUGCCCCUUGAGCUGCUGUUCCGUUUACCAGCCGGUUACCCUUCGUGUCUACCCGGCGUCUCGGUUAGCUCCACACAUCUGACCCGGGCCCAGUGCGCUACCGCGAAGGAGAAGUUACUUGAAGAAGCCAGGAAGCUAUUGUCAGAACCAAUGAUUCAUGAGCUGGUUCUUUGGAUUCAGCAGAAUCUCAGACACAUCCUCAGCCAACCAGAGGCCGCACGCAGCGGUGAGAAGCCCACUUGGCCGGAAACCGCAACUGAUGACGGGUUGUGGCUAACGCUCCUGCAUUUAGAUCACAUGAGAGCAAGGACUAAAUAUGUCAGAACUGUGGAGAAGUGGGCUGCAGACUUAAGGCUGACGGGAAGAUUGAUGUUCAUGGGUAAAACAAUACUCAUCUUACUGCAAGGAGACAGAAGCGACAUCAAGGAGUACCUGAUUCUUCAGAAAACCUCCAAAGUCGAUGUGGACUCAAGUGGAAAGAAAUGCAAAGAGAAAAUGAUUAGUGUACUCUCUGAAACAAAAGUACAAACGGAACACAAAAGGUUUCUGGCGUUCGAAGUCAAAGAGUAUUCAACACUGGAGGAGUUACAAAAGGAAUUUGAAACUGCAGGACUUCGGGAGCUCUUCUCAGAAUGUGUGCUCGGGCUGGUAAAAUGAAGAGAAUGGUGGGAGCCGUCUUGUUGGAGUUUCCACUGCCUUUGGGGAGGGCUCGUUGAAUGGUCAUAAGAGAGCAGCUUAAAGUUUCUCUGUAGCAAAAUUGUUCCCAUUCCAGGAAGGAAGAGAGUUCUGUUUUAUGGAAUGUUAAACACAGAAAGACCCCACAUAUUCUAAUGUUUGCUGGAGAAGACUGGGCUCAAUGGAUGAAUUAUCUGAAGGAGAAAUAAAAAAUCACGGCGGGAAACGAGCUGUUGUUUUUAUAUAGACAGUUUGUUUAGAAGUCUGCAAUUUUCAGGCUAAUUUUCUUGUAAUUAAAUGAUUUCUUAAAGUG